Messenger RNA from Tarenaya hassleriana, 826 nucleotides. Its product is annotated as UPF0161 protein At3g09310. NCBI's taxonomy places the organism in Eukaryota, Viridiplantae, Streptophyta, Magnoliopsida, Brassicales, Cleomaceae. The transcript has 4 exons. Bases 222 to 740 code for a protein of 172 amino acids. The record is from RefSeq and is a predicted model, not a curated record.
CCCAAUAGAAUCUUGCCACGUGUUCAAUUCAUCAAUGUGCACAAUCUAGGAGCUUUACUUAUGGACCUUGUGUAGGCCCGAUGGGCUUUGAUGUUUAAGGGGUUAGGAAUGUAGCCCAUCGUUUAUAAUUAAACUAUAACGGCAUCGUUUUGGUCUCACCCAUUCAUAACAUAAAUAAGCUGUUGUGGUUUUCACGUGGGGCUUAGUGAUGAGAGCUGAAUAUGGUGGUCGUCUUCUCCUCCUCCCACUGUCCGAAUGAUGCACACCUCCUGGUCUCUGUGAACCCUAACGGAUUAAAGUCCAUCAAUUUUCCUCAAAAAUCGAGUAAAACCUACCUCAAGUUUCAUUCUGAUCAUCGGAAAAUCGCGCAGCUCCGUUGCUCAUCCUCAAACGGGUCACCUUCAAAUUCCGACCCAGAUUCCCCGCAAGAUGGAGAGGUGGAGAAUUUAGGAGUUAAAGCUGCUUUAGCGAUGCUGAGAUUCUACAAGAGGGAGAUAUCGCCGGUGAUACCGAGAAGUUGCAGGUACGUGCCGACGUGCAGCGAAUACUCCAUGGAAGCUUACAAGAAAUACGGAGUUGUCAAAGGCACUGCUUUGACGGCGUGGCGUCUUUGCCGCUGCAAUCCUCUUGGUGGGUCUGGAUUCGAUCCUCCCAGAUGGUUUGGUGAGACCAGGCUGGGCGAAGAAGAAGAAGAAGAUGGAGCCGAUAAUGAAAACAAUCAGCAAAUUACGAUGAAAUAGCGACUAAUGAAUAAAUAUAGAUUUGAAUAUCCAAUAUAAAUGCAAAACUAUCCUGUAAUAAUAUUGAACCAAAAGGAACGGAAACC